GCAGUUGCUGCCCCCGCGGGUCACCAUCCCGGAGCGAGCCCCGCUUCGCCCGCGGCUGCAGCCCGGCAGCACCCCUCUCCGUCGCACAGUGUCCGCUGCGCCCGCUUCCGACAUGACCCGCACAGUUGGAGCCACGGCUCGUACCUUCUCACAGCCUCGGACCCUGCGCCGGGUGUUCGUGGUGGGGGUUGGGAUGACCAAGUUCAUGAAGCCUGAAGUUGAGAAUUCAAGAGACUACCCUGACUUGGCAAAAGAAGCAGGUCAGAAGGCUUUAGCUGAUGCACAGAUUCCUUACUCAGCAGUGGAACAGGCAUGUGUUGGUUACGUUUAUGGUGACUCUACCUGUGGGCAGAGGGCUAUCUAUCACAGUUUGGGACUGACUGGAAUUCCUAUAAUCAAUGUUAACAAUAACUGUUCUACUGGUUCUACUGCAUUGUUUAUGGCCCGGCAGCUGAUUCAGGGUGGUACGGCAGAUUGUGUCUUGGCUCUUGGGUUUGAGAAGAUGGAGAAGGGAUCCAUUUCAGCAGCAUUUUCAAACAGGACUAAUCCAAUGGAUAAACAUCUUGAGGUCCUAAUGAAUAAGUAUGAGUUGUCUCCCCUACCAAUAAGUCCUCAGAUGUUUGGGUUUGCCGGAAAAGAGCACAUGGAAAAAUAUGGAACAAAAGCUGAACACUUUGCAAAAAUUGGAUGGAAAAAUCACAAACACUCAGUUAAUAACCCGUAUUCCCAGUUCCAAAAGGAAUACAGUUUAGAUGAAGUGAUGACUUCUCGAAAAGUUUUUGAUUUUCUGACUGUCUUACAAUGUUGUCCCACUUCAGAUGGUGCUGCAGCAGCAAUUUUGGCUAGUGAAGAAUUUGUAAAGAAGCAUGGUCUUCAGUCCAAAGCUGUGGAAAUUCUGGCACAGGAGAUGAUGACUGAUUUGCCAAGCUCAUUUGAAGAAAAUAGUGUUAUUAAAAUGAUUGGCUUUGAUAUGAGUAAAGAAGCUGCCAGAAAGUGCUAUGAGAAAUCUGGCCUGAGACCAAGUGAUAUUGAUGUAAUAGAACUUCAUGAUUGCUUUUCUUCCAACGAACUCCUUACUUAUGAAGCCUUGGGACUCUGUCCAGUAGGACAAGGUGGAAAACUGGUUGAUAGAGGAGAUAAUACUUAUGGAGGAAAGUGGGUCAUAAAUCCUAGUGGUGGAUUGAUUUCAAAGGGACACCCACUAGGAGCUACAGGUCUGGCGCAGUGCGCUGAGCUCUGCUGGCAGCUGAGAGGGGAAGCCGGGAAAAGACAAGUUCCUGGUGCAAAGGUUGCUCUGCAGCAUAAUUUAGGCCUUGGAGGAGCUGCAGUUGUCACAAUCUACAAGAUGGGGUUUCCCGAAGCUGCCAGAACUCAUCAAAUUGAGGCUGCUCCAACCAGUGCUGCAGUUGAAGGAUUUAAGGCAAAUCUUGUCUUUAAGGAGAUUGAGAAGAAGCUUGAAGAGGAAGGGGAACAGUUUGUGAAGAAAAUCGGUGGUAUUUUUGCCUUCAAGGUGAAGGAUGGCCCCGGGGGUAAAGAAGCCACCUGGGUGGUGGAUGUGAAGAAUGGCAAAGGAUCAGUGCUUCCUAACUCAGAUAAGAAGGCCGACUGCACAAUCACAAUGGCUGACUCAGAUUUGAUUGCUCUAAUGACUGGUAAAAUGAACCCUCAGGCGGCCUUCUUUCAAGGCAAAUUGAAAAUCACUGGCAACAUGGGUCUGGCCAUGAAGUUACAAAAUCUUCAGCUCCAGCCUGGCAAAGCUAAGCUGUGAAGAACUUCCUGUGCCUACCUUUGAAAAUAAAGAUGAGACUUACAGAUAUAUAUCCAUAUAUUCACUGUCAGAACUUAGACUGAAUCCAUGUAUUGGCAAAUAGCAUGAGAUUUGUUUUUAAAUGGGUGUGACCAAUCCUGUUUUUCUCAAGCUCUGGGUGAAUAGAGCCUGAUGGUAUACUACUGCUUUGCUGAAUUGCAUACAACUGUGCAUGACAAAGUUAAUAUGGUAAUUAUGGUUUGGGGUAAAAUUGAGUUUCAGAAUAAAAUUAGGAACAGCAAAAUCCAAAAACUAUGUAAACAAAAGCUCUCAUUUUGCUUAUGAAGUAUAUUUGAAGAUUGUUCUGCUGAAGGUUCAAUUUAAGUUUUCCUUGGGAGAACUAGGGGAGAAACAAAAUACCAGAAGCUGGCCAGUAAUUAGUGUGCACACUUAAGGACCUUAAUCUGUUUUCCAUUAAUAGUUUUUAAAAUUCUGUACUGGGAUUAAAAAAAUUUAAAAUUUUGGAUUUUGUGCCAUCAGAAUGGUAUUUUCUUCCCAAAUCUAAAUAAAAGAAAUAUGAUCUGAGCUUGGGGGAAAUUUUUAUAGCUGAACACAGGCCUAUUUUUAAAAUAAAAAUAUUUUUAAAUUAGUUUUCUUCUUGAAAAAUCAGUGUUAAAUUAUUUUAAUAAAAU
Miniopterus natalensis is the source of this 2439-nucleotide messenger RNA. RefSeq names its product sterol carrier protein 2 (gene SCP2). NCBI's taxonomy places the organism in Eukaryota, Metazoa, Chordata, Mammalia, Chiroptera, Miniopteridae. Gene Ontology annotation, molecular function: acyltransferase activity, transferring groups other than amino-acyl groups. The record is from RefSeq and is a predicted model, not a curated record.